CCUAGGGCUGCGGGAAUGUGCGCUGGCGAGGUCCUGCCGCGGUGCUGCUCUCCCGCCAGCAGCCUGUGCGGCCCCUGACCCGGAGCGCCGCAGCUCGGCGGCAGGAGCGCGGGCGGAGAGCCAUGGCCUGCAUCCUAAAGAGAAAAUCUGUGAUUGCGGUGAGCUUCAUAGCAGCGUUCCUCUUCCUGCUGGUUGUGCGCCUGGUAAAUGAAGUGAAUUUCCCAUUGCUACUAAACUGCUUUGGACAACCUGGAGCCAAGUGGAUACCAUUCUCCUAUACGUACAGGCGGCCCCUUCGGACUCACUAUGGAUACAUCAAUGUGAGGACACAAGAGCCGUUACAGCUGGAUUGUGAACUGUGUGCCAUCGUGUCAAACUCGGGCCAGAUGGUUGGACAGAAGGUAGGAAAUGAGAUAGACAGGUCUUCCUGCAUCUGGAGAAUGAACAGCGCGCCCACCAAGGGUUACGAAGAAGACGUUGGCCGCAUGACGAUGAUUCGAGUUGUGUCCCACACCAGCGUUCCUCUUUUGCUAAAAAAUCCUGAUUAUUUUUUCAAAGAAGCAAACACCACCAUUUAUGUUAUUUGGGGUCCUUUCCGCAAUAUGAGGAAGGAUGGCAAUGGAAUCGUUUACAACAUGUUGAAAAAGACAGUUGAUGUCUAUCCAAAUGCCCAAAUUUAUGUGACCACAGAAAAGCGCAUGAGUUACUGUGAUGGCAUUUUUAAGAAAGAAACUGGGAAAGAUAGAGUCCAGUCUGGCUCUUAUCUCAGUACAGGGUGGUUUACCUUCAUUCUGGCCAUGGAUGCUUGUUACGGCAUCCGCGUCUACGGGAUGAUCAAUGACACCUACUGCAAGACAGAAGGGUAUAGAAAAGUUCCCUAUCACUACUACGAACAAGGAAGAGAUGAGUGUGAUGAAUAUUUUCUCCAUGAACAUGCCCCGUACGGUGGACACAGAUUUAUCACUGAAAAGAAAGUGUUUGCCAAAUGGGCCAAGAAACACAGAAUAGUGUUCACACACCCAAACUGGACAGUGUCUUGAUGUUGGUUUUCUAACCUUGCCACGCCCGAUCGGGGCACCUCGAGUGUGAUGCUUUUGAUGCCAGCGAACACGAUGGUAUCAGUAAAGGCAGCGGUGAUGACUAGGUUCCUCUUCCUCCUCCGACAUGGCAGCAAUUUUAACUUGGGAUUCCGUAAGCGUGGUUGUGUUCAUUACAUUCUUUCUGAAGGUUCAGUACUACAUAGUGCACUUUAUAAUUUAACUGGAAUUGAGACUAAGGCCAAUGACGUAACAAUUGUGGCUUAAGGAACAGAAAGGUGGUCUUUCAAGAUAGCUGCCAUCAACUUCUAAAAGCUGUGGGAUUUGACCUCCUGACACAAGGUUACUAAGUCCAUGACUUCUUGAGCCUGGGAAUGGGAGAGCAGCAACACCAUCUUGAAAAAUGAGAGACUAUCAGACACUGUCCCAAUAAAUGCUACCAGGGUGCAAGCAUCUUGCCCCAGUUCCUAGUGAGCCUGAGGUAAGGGAAGGCAUCUCUUUCUGAUGCGCCAUCUUCCUAUGGUAUUUCCUACAGGGCAACUCUCAGGCCAUUACCCAAUUACCAAUGAAGACAUUGAUCGUGGAGGUUCUACACAUCAGAAUUUCUUGACUAUCUCAAACAUUUCAUUCAAGCUGUACUAAGUAGCAAAUCUUGACAAAUUUUCUCUCUGAUCGUUUUAUUCUUACCACUCAAAAAAAUAUAACCAAACAUAUUAUGAGAAGGAUCUAUAUUAAAGUUGUUCAUUUUGGUUGAGUCCUAAAUAUUUCUGAAUGCCUUUUAAAAUGUGAGAUGCCAACUUCAACACUGUAAUAACACAUACUGUGAAAACAUUCCUGAAACAUAACCAAAGGGUUUCCUGACUCUGCUAUAUCUAACAACACAAAUUGUGUGCAUUUUAAAAUCAUGAAACAGGGAAAACAAAACAUAUUUUUACAUCAAUUUAUAUCCUGCCAUAAGUCAUAAUAUAUAUUUGUAUAUUCAGAUUUCUAUUUUAUAGGCCCAAGAUGUGUCUUUCCAUGCAUUACAUGAUCUAUGCCAAGUGCCAACUGUUUGACAUGGAUGAUUCCCUUCUAUUAAAUCUCACCAGAGCUUUUACCUUUGUUAAGUUCAUUUCCCCUGAGUGUAUCUCUUGUUAUACCAUUAUAACAACAGUAGUGAUGACCUUACUGUCCAAACUGCUUUGCUAUUUAGAGUGCUCUCAGAUAUGCUACACCACGUGAUGUCCUUGACCACCUUGUGGAUUACUGCCUAUGCAUUCCUUUUUCUCCUUAACAGGCAAUGUGUAAUUUGCUGGAUGUCCCAAUAUUUUCAGGUUGCUCUAUUUGCUAACAUUUGUAUAGACUAAACUUAUGUAAACUAGUAAUCAAUUGAUCUGAUAGCCAAAUACAGCAUAUUAUAUUAAGAUUAUGCAAAAAGUUUCACAAGGUCCAUGUUGGCCAUAGACUAGGAUGCUUGUGAACUUUUGAUCUGUUUGUUUUUCUGCUAAAUGACUCUGUUUUGAGGAGAAAAAGUGAGAACAUAGCACCAAUAGGAAUAAAUGAAAGCAGAAAAGCACACUUUCAUAUCCUGGGAUUGCCACAGCUCUGUUGUCCAUAUACUUAUUGGUCAGUAAAUAUUAGAGUUGAAUUACCAAGAGGCGAAAGAGCCCAUGCCCAUCCUUACAGGACACUUCAAAAAACAAGAGCCAGGCUCCAUUCAAAGAGCAUUCUGGAGGUUGGAAGUAAUGAUGCAUUUCACCUCAGGAGUACCUGGUGCGUCCUUACCAGUGCAAAGCAUGUGAUGAGUCAUUGUCACCAUGUAAAAGCCUCCCUCCUGCUCUCUUCUGCCAUUUGGGGCCCCAGUGGGGACCCAUAAAAAUUACUGAGCCCCAGUUUCAUCAUCAGAAGAGAGAGCUGUCAUUCUUCUGUUGUUUUCUUAUGUGAUUUUCAGUCAUAUAAAUGCUAGUUUUUUCAGAGCUAAUAAUGGAUAGACAUGCCUACAUAAAGAAAAAUAGACACAAAUACUGAAAUUGUAGUGCAGACUGAAAUUGUAAUACAGAAGUUCCACCUUUAAAUAAAAAGGAAUCUUUGAUAAAUCAGAAUGUUCAGAGAAUGACAUAGCCUAAUUUAUUUAGUUUUCCAGUGAAUGGGUAGUCCAUUCUGUUUGUUUUAGUGAUGAGAAAUGUGAAAAUGCACUUGCUUUUUUGCCUUGUGGCGGCUGUAGGUCAUGGAAAGGACUUUGGAAGUAGCCCUCUUGGCCCCCUGUGUGUGUGUACCAGGUGGACUGAGGGCUGUUAGCUCAGGGUGGGGAGUGUUUCUUCUCUUUCCUUUCUUUUUCACUCAACCUCUAUUCCAUAAACUUUACAGUUGCUGCUUUUUCUCCCUUUUUCUAUAAAGUAGGAAAGAAAACAUACUUUAUUCUCAAUUUAGAGACCCAAUUGUAUGAUUUCCAAUGUAAUCAGGACUUUGAUUGAAUCUCAUGACUUGUUUUCCUCUGUAGUCUUUAUUUUCUCUGUUUCUAUUUCUUUUUUCUUCUGAAUUCCAGCUUCCUAAUUCUAAUGCAAAGUCUAAUUUGUCCCAUGUUGAGAAGAAAUUUUUCCAUCUCAUAUUUGCUGAUACAGAAGAGUGAGGCAAAGGAACAAUUCAAGGCAAACAUUUUGUCAUACAAAUUUAUAGUCCAUUCCUUGGGUUCUUGGCAACAAGCAGAGAUUUCAUCCAGCAUCUUAACUUUGGAAAGUGUAACUGAAUGCACUCAUCACCAAUGCAUACAUGGCCUAGAUGUUAAUUAAUACCUUGAAGAAGAAGCUUCAAUACCAUCUAAGGCUCUAGGCAAAGGGACUAUAGAAAAUGACUAUGAUUCUCUGAAAUUAGCAUAAAAACAUGCAGGUUAAUACAGUAAAAAUAUUAAUGUUAAUUGUGCAUAAUCCUAAGAAAACCACGAAAAUUUUUUAAAGAUUUUAAAAUGAAUACUUGAAACCCUAAGUUAACCUAGUGACAAGUAGUAAUGCUAUGCAUUAUUAUGAUGUUUAACGUGUGAUUUUACAGGCUACCAACCUACCAAAAGAAAAUCAAUUUCUCUCACUAUAUAUAUGCACACAAAUAUUCACAGAUACUAAUAACUAUAUAUACACAUGCAUGUAAUCCAAUAUUUUCCUCUGAUAUGUCUGAAUCACGGAAAAGCCUGUUUUAGGCCUCAUCUGAAAUUUGUUUGGCUUCAUUUUGAAUUCUGAUGAAGAAGGCAAAAAUUCAAAGUAAAUGUACUGAUUGCUAAGAGGACAUAAAAUCAUAUUCAAUAGCUGUCCAGAAGAAUAAAGCUAGCAAAGAUGCUAAAUCUAGAACUGAGAACACAAUUAGAUGCCACAGUUGUCACAAAUCAGGCUUGUAAGCAUAGCAGUCUGUGUCUUGAGGCUCUGCCGAUUACAGCUUAGCGAAAGUCACAUUGAAAAACACAGCAUCAGGCUUCAUUCAUGCUGCAGCAAAUGAAUUGGUCCUCCUAUUCAAAUAAGCCAGGCUUUAGCAUAAGCAAAGCACAGAUUUGCAUGAUUUUUAUUAUAUAGCUUAGGAAUUGUGGCCAUUGUGAAAAAAGAAAAUUAUAUAAGGAGAUUGCUCUGAGAUGAUUUGCUAUGAGUCAGCUGUCUGGAAGCAAGAGUCUGAAUUGGAGACCUACUGACCGUUCAAGAAGUAUAAAGCCAUCAGAAGAGAAUUAUCUACAGCUUCUGUAGAAGGGAGACUAUACUCAAGUGCUUCAGAAGAAAGACCAAACUCAAGUACUGAAGACACCACUCAAGUAGCUGUUGAUGUUAAUGGGAUGUUAUUUAUGAGAUCAGCUUAAUUUUGAUAAUCAAGAAGAUAUAAGCAGACUUACUUUUUAAAAAGAUAUCCACCUUGCACUUAAUAUGGCAUAUCAGAUGCAAAGAACCACUGGUGCUGGCCCUGGCCAGUUGUUUGCAUAUCUUAGCACAAGUGAGUUGCAUACCCAAGACCAGGAAGGAAAAAUGCUUUGUUUGUAACUGUAUUUUUAAAAGGCAAGACCUCAUUGUUUUGAUAAAGUACGUAUAUCCAAUGACUGAAGGAGCCAGCACUUGCCUUCCUAAGUAGUCCAGACUUAGGAAGUUGACAGGGACCUUACAGACUAGAUAAUCCAACCUUUCUACCUUGGACUUGAAGAAAUAAACCCAUAGAAGCAAAUCAACUUACGCUUGCCUAUAGAACAACUGACAAGUACGUGGACCCAAAUUCUGGCUAUUUUCUCAAAUACUUUGCACAACAUUCUUGUAGGCACAGAAUACUACCUGGGAAAAUGCAUAUGCUAUUCACCAAAUAAUUUACAUUCAAGGAAACGAAAGGCUCCGAUUAGUGUUGAUUCUGCUCAGAAUUCAAUCCUGAUGACUGAAUCAUCCCUACACUGAUGAUUUGCCAGGUACAGAAGUAUUUGCAUAACUGACCGAACAUGUCUUACUAGUUUUUUUCUGUUCUUCACUCUUGUUUGGUGCUAAAACUAGGCCAUAUUCCAACAUGGUGAAAUCCAGAGCCUAGCAUAAUGAAGACAAAGGUGCAUUCCUUAGUCCUUGGCAUUGAGUGCACAGUCAGGAACCACUGGGUGAUGGAAGUCACCUGGUGAGGCUGGCAGGCCCUGUUGCUGAUGUAUCCUGAGAGUAGAGGUGUCUGGCCUCAAACCACUCAGCUGCCAGGGUUAGAGAGUCCUGUUGCACUGAUUGAUGAAAGGCUGCCCUUGGUUUUCCUGGCCACCCCCAUACUGCCAGCGAUCUCUAGCCCACAUACCCCUCUAGACGGGAAUAUAAGCCCCAGACAUCCCGCAAGUCUCAAGAGGCACACAAGGCUAAAGCAGAUUUUCUCCCUUCAGUCCACUCAUAUCACCCUGUUAGAGGUAGAAAUUUUUAAAACCAUAGUUGUUGGGCUCUGGAAAUGGCUCCUUCAGACCAGAAAGAGCGUUCUGUUCUGCUGCUUGUUUUCACUGAACCUUAGAGACACCACCGGCAUAAAAUUGCAUAUAAAUUGCUAAGGUGUUGAGUCAGAACUGUCCUUGGGCAUUGUAGCAGUACAGAAAACCUCAUUUAGUUGUUUUUAAAUUCUCUGCUUCUUUUUUCCUUUCAGAAUAGGCAUAAUUUGUUUUUGAGGUAGAAAAGCUCUUCUUUCUCCACAUAUAUGUUCCCCUUUGAGACUUCAGAAAAACAGAAGCUCACUUUCAUAAAGGUGAAGAACGUCUUCAAGAAUAAAUAGCCAACUUCCAGAUUCAUGUGUUUGCCUGUGUAAGUGAGCAGUUUCUUCUAAGAAACUCUGAAGACACCAAAACCAGAGUGGUUUAUGGUUCCUUGUUAGCUAACCUGCAAAGUACCGAUUGCCUUGUGUUUAACUUUGCUGUCACUGCUAACCAAGUAAACAUCCAUUUCCAUUACACAUAGUUAUAUUUUAGUUUUCACUCAUCUUUCUGAGUUCACAUGAUUUUUGCUGUAUUCUCUCAUUCACUUUUAAAACCUGUAAUCUUCCUCUGUUUACAGAGGCGAUUCCAAAUGCACAGCCGUACUUUAGGUGAGGGAGGUUUUCCUGGUAUCACAUCACUUCAUUUGUAGGCACUGUCUUAGAAAAAAGCUUGCAUCGUAGCAAAUGGGCGAUUAGCAUAUUUCGGUUCUUUCACAUUCACAACAGGAUCAUUAUAUGUUAACAAAGCUGGAGGAUGCUAUCACUGAAAGAAAAAAGUGUGGAGACAUUCAGGAUGCUCAGUAAGGCAGGGAGACAGCCAAGAUGGCAUCAUAGACAAUAAAAAUUUCAGAAUUUGUGUGGUUCCCAUUGUCCACCUGAUGCUAAGACCUGUUCCAUCCUUUGGUGCUCCAGAUUUCCUAACCAAGAUAACGUCAUCAACAGGCUGCUUCGAAUAAAGAAUUCCUUCUUUUUUCAUGCCCUUACUCAACCUCCCUUUCACUCCUUCCAUUUCCUCCUUUUUCCCCCCGUUCAUCACAUUUGGAUAUUUUCUCAUUUUAUAAAUCAGCUAAUAAUAAUACGUAAUCUAACUCCAUAAGAGACACAUAUUUGGAAGGAAUCUCAAGGUGAGACUCUUCUUUGGAAAUAAAUAAUAGUAAUCUAUACUCCAGGUUUAUUAAAGGACUGAAUGCCUAAUCCAGUCCCCCAAAGCCUCUGUGAGGUACAUAAUACUAUUCUCCCCAUUUUACACACAAAGAAAUUGCAGCACAGAAAGGUGAAGUGUUCUGCCCAAGGCUAAGUUAGUGAUAGAAUGCACUCAGAACAAAACCAGUCUGGCCCAAAGAUGCUAUCCACUGGGGGUUGGCUAAUUGAUGUGCCUAAGAACACCCAAAGAUGGGCAGUCUGGCACAAUGAGGUUUGUUUCUCUCUGAAGUGUCCUCUCCAACCAGCUUGUCUUUAAAAGUGACUCAGGAACAACGGCACCCUCUGUCGUAUGACCUUGCCCUCUACUGGGGGAUGCCCAUCCUCUCUCUUCCCACUGAUGAGGUCAGAUCAAGGUGAAUCUUGUGCUGUGGGGUUUCAUGGGCAAGUCUACAUGGGCCACAUCUCUCCAGCCACAUUCCACCAGCUAGACUCCAUCACAGGCCUGACACGAAGUGAGCUGUGCUGUCUCAUUGUGGGUCAGCCCAGCAGGAAAAGGAACGGAGUUAAAUAAAGACAUAGAAGUCCCUGCCAUAAUAUUCUUGGUCGUGAUGACAUAUAGCUGCAAAAAUAUCACUGUUUUGUUCAACUGGAUGAAUUGUUUAUAUGGUAAAUUCUCAUUCCAUGUUUAGGAGUGCUUGAGAAAAGUCUUUUCUCUGCAUGGGUGCCAGUACCCACACCUGUAACAGAAUAAGCUGAAAAACAAAAUAUUGAUCUAGGUUCUAUUAUGCCAAGAAGAGAGGAUAUGAUUUCUGUUGCCUGAGGAAGCAGAAAGAGAAACUCAUAAGUUAGAGACACUUUUAAGUGGUUUUAGUCUUUCCACAGUAGAAGUAACAUGACUUUUAAUGUCCUAAUGAUUUGUGGUUAGAGUAGGAUAGAUCCACCUUCGCCUUUCAUCAGCCCCCCCAUUUAGUGCCUGUUUAGUUGCAAGAUAGCACAAAGAUUAGCCUCCCUUUCAGCUUUCCUUUGGUCUUCAGGGCCAUACAGUGCUCUGGUAAUUUUUUUUAAAGUUAAAAAAAAUGAAAUUGCUGUUCUCAAGUCUUCAAAUUGCAAAUAUCCUCACAUGUCUUUUGCUUUGUUCUCACUGGCAUAUGAACUUGAGCAAAGGGGAAAAAAGGAAUAAAACAUUGUCAAUGAAAUGGCCAUCCCAAACCAUAGGUUAUUCUUAAGAAAAGAGGUCUUUAUAUUCCUUCUUUCUCAAUUCUUUCCUUCCCCGCCCAAUAUUUUCUACCAUUUGAUAUUUUCUUGAAAAUCUCUACAAGCCCUUUCCCCUUAAUGCAAAUACAUUUUUUUAUUUAUCCUGAAGUUUUAUUUCACCUAAUAGAAACUAUUUGCUGUCUGUCUUGGCAAAAAAGAAAGUGCUUUGCAUGUUCACUUAUAAAUUUUCUUAUUACAUCCAUGAGAUAGAUUACAUGGGACUCUAAAAGCAAAAUAAAGAAGAGAGUCUGCCAUUGUUUACAUUCUUCCAGAUCAAUGUGACAUUUGUUAUAAAGGCAAGACACUGUAGAGCCUGGUGUCAGUAACUGGCACAGACUUGGGUAUCUUUAUCAGAGUUACACCUGGUGUUAAGAAUCCCUUGUGGUGCUUUGCAGGAAUGUACUGUUUAAUGAGAGUAGUAGACACACUACCCUAUGCCCAUGACUAAAAGUCUUCAAUGACAUGAGCAUGCAAUGCGUACCAGUAGUACCUUAUGCUAGACAUUGAGAGUUCUUGCAUCUGUAAUUGAUAAAACUUUUAAAACAUGCAUUUUCCAUGCUUAUGAAAUAACUUAAAAGUCUGUAUAAUCUUCCAUAAUUUUCUACUGCAUGUAUACAUAUCUCUAAAAGUAUAACCCAUGAAAUUAAGUUUAUAUAGGAUGGUCUUUCAUCUAUAAUGGCAAUUUUACUUCAAAUUGAAACAGUUUGACCAACACAUCUUUGAGUGAAACUGAUUUUUAAGAAGAAUCCUAUUUUGAAAUGACUAAAAAAGAUACAUACCCUCUACACUAUUUGAUGGAGAAAAGGCGUUAACACUGGGUGAGGACAUGCCAAGAUCUCUGAAUCAUGUCAUUGUAUGUGGAACAACAAAGAAAUAAAAAUAUUCAAUUGCACAAUGUAAGAAUUCAUUGAAGCCAGAUUUGGCGUAAGAAAUACAAAGCUAGAAAACAUGGACUCAAAAAGGACAAGAGGAUGAAUUAAUAGCAAUAGUCAUUCAGACUAUUUAGAGACUGUGGAGCACUCUACUAGGAGAUGUAGCAAAUUAAAAAUGUCACUAAUACCCUAAGACACACAGAAAGCAAGCAAUGACGAGGACCGCUCAUACCAUUUCUGGAUAUAUUUUUAAACUUAUUUUUAUUUACUUUCCAAGUGCAAGUAAUAUGAUUUAAUUGUUAGAAACAUGCAAAAGACAGAAAUGUAUAAUACUCAUUGUCAUACUGCCUGGUAUUCAUCUAAUAUUUUUCUAAAGAUAUUAUUAAUAUAUGCACAUAUGAUGAUGGUUUAUAGCCUACUUUGUCUCCAUAACAUGAAAUUGAAAGCACUUGCUCUGGAUGUCUAAAUUAUCCUAAAACUUUUUAAAAGCUACAUUGUGCUAUAAUCUACCUAACAUCCCCUUCCUUUUCCCU
This is a messenger RNA of Octodon degus (degu), 9759 nucleotides long. It is a transcript of the gene St6galnac3, whose product is annotated as ST6 N-acetylgalactosaminide alpha-2,6-sialyltransferase 3. Bases 123 to 1040 code for a protein of 305 amino acids. NCBI's taxonomy places the organism in Eukaryota, Metazoa, Chordata, Mammalia, Rodentia, Octodontidae. The transcript has 5 exons. Gene Ontology annotation, molecular function: alpha-N-acetylgalactosaminide alpha-2,6-sialyltransferase activity. The record is from RefSeq and is a predicted model, not a curated record. Gene Ontology annotation, biological process: oligosaccharide metabolic process; ganglioside biosynthetic process.